This is a messenger RNA of Ananas comosus (pineapple), 1858 nucleotides long. Its product is annotated as PI-PLC X domain-containing protein At5g67130. Gene Ontology annotation, biological process: lipid metabolic process. NCBI's taxonomy places the organism in Eukaryota, Viridiplantae, Streptophyta, Magnoliopsida, Poales, Bromeliaceae. The transcript has 8 exons. The record is from RefSeq and is a predicted model, not a curated record. Bases 411 to 1634 code for a protein of 407 amino acids. Gene Ontology annotation, molecular function: phosphoric diester hydrolase activity.
ACAACACUCUAUAUACAGGUCUUCAACAUGAACCUCCUCCUUUCUUGCGCGGCUGGUGUUUCCCUCUCCUAGGGUUAGGGUUAGUGCCAGGUUUUCUCUCUCCUCUCUCUCCCUCGGCGCCACAUCCAUGGCGUCGGCGAGCGAGUUGGUGCGGUGCUUCGAGCGGAAGAAGACGGAGCGUGGGUGCCCCCGAUCUAGCUGGUGAUGCCCGGGACUCUCGGCUGCAAGGCCGUGGAGCCGAUCCUCCUCCACCUCCUCGGCCGCGCCCGCUUCGCCGGGGGCGACGCGCGCAUCCGCUUCCGCGGCGGGGGCAAGGCCUCGUAGGUCUACGCCGUGCGCCAGAGCGUCGCCAAAGCCCUCGUCGCCUUCUACCAGAAGCACGUCGACGAGAAGCACGUCGAUCCCCGCCGAUGCGAGCCCAAGGAGUUCGUCUGCCGCGGCGCCCGCUGCCUGAAGUCGUAUCGGUAACCCCCUCGGAUUCGCUCCAGGAUCCGUGCUCUUCCGCCGACGACUGCGCCGCGGGGCUCAACUGCGGCAAUUGCCCGGCCUCCGGCAUGGCCGGGCCCUCCUGCAUCCGCGCCCAGGCCGUCGAGCCCACCUCCAUUGUUAAAGGGUUGCCCUUUAAUAGGUAUACUUGGCUCGUCACUCACAAUUCAUUCUCCAUUCUCGGUGAGCCGUCGUACACCGGGGUGCAGAGGGUAACUUUUUACAACCAGGAUGAUACUGUUGCUAACCAAUUGAGGAAUGGUGUGAGGGGGUUGAUGCUGGACAUGUAUGACUUCGAUGGCGAUGUAUGGCUCUGCCACUCAUUUCAGGGGCAAUGCUACAAUUUCACUGCUUUUGAACCAGCAAUCAAUACUCUGAAGGAGGUGGAGUCAUUUCUCUCAGCAAAUCCGACAGAGAUUGUGACCAUAAUCAUCGAAGACUAUGUCCACGCUCCCAUGGGUUUAAGCAAGCUAUUUACUAGCGCAGACUUGGUAAAGUACUGGUACCCGGUUUCAGAAAUGCCAACUAACGGCAAGGACUGGCCGAGCGUGACCGACAUGGUGGCAAAGAACCGCCGGCUUCUGGUUUUCACUUCUGAUGCUUCCAAGGAAGCUAGUGAGGGGAUUGCUUAUCAGUGGAAGUACUUGUUGGAGAAUGAGCCUGGGGAUCCAGGGAUUGUGCCUGGCACUUGCCCUAAUAGAAAGGAAUCACAAGCUCUGAACUCAAGAUAUGCGUCUCUAUUCCUGCAAAACUACUUCCCAACCAUUCCUGUUGAGAAUGAAGCUUGCAAGGAGAACUCCGUGGGUCUCGCUCAGAUGGUUGACGCUUGCUAUAAAGCUGCCGGAAAUCAAAUGCCUAACUUUCUUGCAGUGAAUUUUUACAUGAGAAGUGAUGGUCGAGGAGUCUUCGAUAUUCAAGAUCGAAUAAACGGGCUAGCGCUUUGUGGCUGUAGCAUCAUUAGUUCCUGUCAGGCUGGAGCACCAAUGGGAGUGUGCAAGAACACGGGAGCGUCUAAUCGAACUCCCGCUGUAAAUGGAAACAUUUACUCCGGGUAUAUACAAUUGUCAGGAUCUAUUUUGAAGUCCUACUCCGGCUUCAGAGCGAUCAAAUUGUUCAUCAUGUUGCAACUUCUGCAGCUCCUAUUGUAGUCAAUCAUUCAUGUUGAAUCACCAUUCGAUUUGUUCACGAGCUUGUGAUAUGACAUUUUUUGCAGUCAUUAAGGUAUCUCAGCUUCGUUUUUUGGCAUGGAUUUUAGAAUAUUUAGGAAGGGAAUGCUAGGCAAAGGAUGAUGACAAUGUAAAAACUUUGUAAAAUUAUAUGGUUUGAUAUGAAAUAUAUUAGCUUAUGUAUGGCUGUAGUACUUGGAAGUUAA